GAACCUUAAUUAUGGUUAAGCAACUUUAACUUUGAUACUUUUCUUGUGAAUUCCCACGUUCACGAACAAUCAUUCCAUUCAGAUCUCAUGUAACUAAGAAUAUUUGUAUUCUCAUUUUCUUUCCUUUUCGUAUUGGUAGUUUCUUUUAUUUCGAGGCGAAAAAACUCAACUUUGAUUCCUCACUCGGUAACUCUCUCACUGGUAUGUUUCAGCUACCGAAGAACACACAUAUAUAAACAUUUAGCGAAAAUUGGGAACUGUAUUCGUGUUCAAAGCGAGGAAAUGGGUUCUGAAGCGCCAAAGGGUGUAGUGGUUCAUGUGACUGGCUUCAAGAAAUUCCAAGGGGUUCCUGAAAAUCCCACUGAAAUUAUAGUCAAUAAUCUCAAGGAUUUUGUUGAGAGCAGAGGCUUGUCUGCUGGUGUUACUCUUGGGAGUUGUACUGUUCUUGAAACUGCUGGAGAUGGUGCCCUGCCAUUCCUUCUCAACACCAUGGAAUCGGCUGUCUCUAAAGACAAUAAGCAAGUUGUAUGGCUUCACUUGGGAGUGGAUAAUGGGGAAACAAAGUUCGCCAUUGAGAUGAAGGCCGUAAAUGAAGCCACCUUCUGUUGUCCAGAUGAGCUAGGAUGGAGUCCCCAGCAAGUCCCUAUAGUCUCUGAAGAUGGAGGAACUUCUCUUGCAAGAGAGACUUGCUGCUCCACUAAGGAAAUUCAGAAACUUUUGAAGAAGAAAGGUUAUGACGUGACAAUAUCAGACGAUGCUGGCCGCUUUGUGUGUAACUAUGUGUACUAUCACUCUCUCCGGUUCGCUGAGCAAAAGGGUCACAAGUCCUUAUUUGUGCAUGUGCCUCUCUUUUCAAGCAUCAAUGAAGAAACCCAGAUGGGUUUUGUAGUAAACCUCUUGGAGGCCAUUGCUGCAACAUGUUAAUGUUACGUGUUUCAUUAAGUGUUCCAAUUUAUAUGGUUUGAAUAAAUUUCUUCGUACCAGUCCAUAUGAAACUAUCCUUGCUUUGAAAAUGUAUGUCAAUUUUUUAUUGAAUAAGAAUGAACAUGAUUCAUGAGUA
This is a messenger RNA of Humulus lupulus (European hop), 1060 nucleotides long. RefSeq lists its product as uncharacterized. The transcript is spliced from 5 exons. Gene Ontology annotation, molecular function: pyroglutamyl-peptidase activity. The record is from RefSeq and is a predicted model, not a curated record. The coding region runs from base 283 to 924 and encodes 213 amino acids. Gene Ontology annotation, cellular component: cytosol. Gene Ontology annotation, biological process: proteolysis. NCBI's taxonomy places the organism in Eukaryota, Viridiplantae, Streptophyta, Magnoliopsida, Rosales, Cannabaceae.